AUGUCGCCUUCAAGAUCUGCCAAUGAGAAAAAGCGAGCAGUCGCAGGACCUAGCAAAGUCAUGAAGUCGACCACCUCCCUGAAAGCACCAACCUAUAUUUUUCCUCUCGAGGACGGUCCACCCCAUGACUUUCACAUGCAUAUCGUGACCUCUAGGGCGUUCAAAUCUCUCGAAGAACUCCAAGCACUCGACUUCGAGAAGCAAGACAACAUGCUGUGCCCUGGCUGCCACAUGCCCGACCGCUACACGACCAUUUCUACAAGCCGUGGUAAAGGUCGAAAGGGAAGGCUUGUCAUUCAUUGCGAGCUGAAAGUGGAUGGUUUCAGAAGAGAAUAUGUUGUCAACCGGCAGAAGCGGCUGGUGAUUAUUUUGGGACUGUGCAAUGCUUUCUUAAUGGUGGUAUUGGCAUUGAUGUUGAAUGGACUUGGGCCGGAAAGAGCAGCAAGGGCAUGUAGAAUGGGAUGGAAGAUAUUUUUGAGAGAGGUUGAGAUUUCUUUGCACCUUGGUCGUAGAACCCUGGGCUUCAGUCCUGGAUACUGA
Messenger RNA from Pseudovirgaria hyperparasitica, 540 nucleotides. RefSeq lists its product as uncharacterized. NCBI's taxonomy places the organism in Eukaryota, Fungi, Ascomycota, Dothideomycetes, Acrospermales, Acrospermaceae. Bases 1 to 540 code for a protein of 179 amino acids. The record is from RefSeq and is a predicted model, not a curated record. The transcript is spliced from 2 exons.